This is a messenger RNA of [Torrubiella] hemipterigena, 810 nucleotides long. NCBI's taxonomy places the organism in Eukaryota, Fungi, Ascomycota, Sordariomycetes, Hypocreales, Clavicipitaceae. The record is from the annotation of a GenBank genome assembly.
AUGGGCGAACGAGCUGCAAUUGUCCCCCGACUGAUGAAGAAUCAUCGCAUUACAAUCAACCAGCUGGUCGUAUUCUUCAACUCUGGCGGCCUGUUUGUCCUCAUCUACUACCUCCCCAUUUACUUCCAGUCCGUCCGCAACGAUACACCUAUCCAGUCUGGCGUUUAUAAUCUUCCCUUCCACAUUGGCGGUAUAUUCUCCAUGGCCUCGGGCUUUGUCCUAGGUUCUACUAACCAAUGGGUUCCCUAUCUCAUUGGUAGUGCUGCACUAAGUGCGGUGGGCAGCGGCCUCAUCUACACCUUUACUCCGGACACUCUGACUGCUACAUGGGCCGGAUACCAGAUUCUCGCAGGUGCCGCUACUGGAUUCCUGUCCCAGCUCCCCAUCAUGUCCAACACGGCCUGCGUUGAUAUGACUGAGAUGAGCACCAUGUCGGCCAUGACCCUCUUCUUCCAGAUCAUCGGGUGCUCCUUUUCUGUCUCGGCAGCACAGUCUAUCUUUGGUAACACCCUCCCCAAGCGGCUAGCUGAGACUGCUCCAGAAAUUGAUAGAACAACGAUUCUCUCCGUAGGAGCUUCGCAGCUUCGGAAUACAUUCUCAGAGCAGCAGCUCCCCGUUGUCAUUUUGGCGUACAUGGACGCUCUCAAGGGCACAUUCGCGCUGGCCACCGCGAUGUUCGCAAUAAGUGCAUUGUUGGCCGUUAUGCACAAGUGGGAGGCAUUAAGAACCGAAGUUCCAGUAGACAUUGCAGCUCCUGAAAAGCACAUUGCCGUUGCGUCGGCUUCCAUAAGAUCCGCUGACGCUGUCUGA